This is a messenger RNA of Meira miltonrushii, 1836 nucleotides long. Its product is annotated as arsenical-resistance protein ACR3. The coding region runs from base 276 to 1478 and encodes 400 amino acids. The record is from RefSeq and is a predicted model, not a curated record. The transcript has 2 exons. Gene Ontology annotation, molecular function: arsenite transmembrane transporter activity; antimonite transmembrane transporter activity; antiporter activity. Gene Ontology annotation, biological process: arsenite transport; antimonite transmembrane transport. Gene Ontology annotation, cellular component: plasma membrane. NCBI's taxonomy places the organism in Eukaryota, Fungi, Basidiomycota, Exobasidiomycetes, Exobasidiales, Brachybasidiaceae.
GUCGCCAGAACAGUGUUUUGCAGUUGUGCUCGGCGGGUGCUUAUGCCCAAACAUUUUUAAUCCUAGAGAAUUUCAAAUUAUUGCUAUCACCUUUUUCAUCUUCUUUCUCGCAUUCUUCGACUGCUUUUGGCAAUCUAUAAGGAUGACUUGUCUUCUUGAGGCUACUUUCUGACUACUUGUGAAAGGUUAAAUACGGCUCGUUUCUGCGUAACAAGAAGAGCUUAGCCUCACCGAUCAUCAGUUUCGACCUACUAGCCUAUCAUACAAGCCGUCAAAUGGAAAGCAGUAACAUGCGGACGAAGGACGAGGGUCAUGAAGGUGGCGAAGGAAGAAUGCAAACGUGUAAACAAGUUGGUGGCGUGCCGUCCAGUGGAGAGAUGAAAGAAGAGAGCGACAUUUCCAACCUCACAGCAAAGAACAUUUUAUCAGGAUUGGGUUGGCUCGAUCGAUUUCUUUCAUUGUUCAUCAUUUUGGCGAUGAUUUUAGGUGUUGUCAUUGGUGUGUUUGCGCCAAAUGUCAGAGAACAUUUGAAUAAAGGCAAUCUCAAUGGCGUGUCAGCGCCUCUGGUCGUUGGUCUGAUCGUUAUGAUGUGGCCGAUUUUAACAAAGGUGCCGUACGAGACGUUCAGAACGACAUUCAGGGGCUCGAAAAUUUGGUUGCAAAUUUUCAUGUCUCUAUUGCUGAACUGGAUUCUUGGUCCUUUCUUGAUGUUGGGUAUAGCUUGGGCAACAUUGCCAGACCUGGAAGAGUAUCGGAUUGGCAUCAUUAUGGUUGGCUUGGCUCGCUGCAUUGCCAUGGUGAUGAUUUGGAACAAGAUUGCACGCGGUGACCCGAACGUUUGCGCAAUUCUAGUUAUCUUGAAUUCAAUAUUGCAAAUUGUCUUAUAUGCUCCUUACUGUAUCUGGUUUAUCAACGUGAUCUCGGGUUCUCGAAACUUUACACUCGACUAUGCAGACACUGCGAUUUCCGUUUUGAUUUACCUCGGCAUACCUCUGAUUGCGGGUGGUUCCACUCGUUUCUUCCUCAUUGCCUUUGUGGGUCGCACCAAUUUUGAGAAAAAAUUCCUGCCAUUCUUUGGUCCUCUCUCGCUUGUAGGCUUGCUCUACACUAUAAUCAUCAUCUUUGCCGAGCAAGCAAGACACAUAUUGGAUAAUUUGGGGCCUACUUUUCGCACUUUCGUACCAUUAAUUUUGUACUUUGCAAUCAUGUGGAGCAUCGCUUUUUUUUCGGUAUGGUACUUCAGUAUACGUUAUGGACACGCGAAUUGGGGCUACCAGAUGGCUGUCGUACAGGCGUUCACUGCGGGAAGUAACAAUUUCGAGCUUGCCAUUGCCGUAUCCGUGUCGGUGUAUGGAGCAGGAUCAAAUCAAGCACUCGCAGCAACUAUUGGCCCUCUAGUGGAGGUCCCUGUCUUAUUGUCUCUCUCGUGGAUAGCUCUGUAUGCGGGAAAAAAGCUCCGAUGGUCUCGAACUGUUUGAGAUGUAGUAAUCGUAGCGUUGAUUUAUUUGCCACAAUGCGGCCCACGUCUUUUUAUACUGCAAUUGUCUUCUCGAAUUGAAAGUGUUCUUGAUUGAGAGAGAGUAAGAAGAAGUUGUACAGACGUUUUGUUCCUAUUCCAGCGUUCUUUUCAUUUCGUUUGACUUUGCUUUUAAGGUGCGCACGCCCCCCCAAGAGAAUAUGUGCGCAUAAACGCUCACAGUGCAGCGUAAACUCGAAAAGCAGAAAAGCAGGGCUUCAUGGACCUAUAGUAUGCGUACAGUUGAGAGCCACGAAGGGAGAAGUAAAAAUCAGCAGUUUUGAUUUAUCUUCACUAUAAAAACUGUUUUGAAAGUGAUC